Daldinia decipiens is the source of this 1452-nucleotide messenger RNA. RefSeq names its product ankyrin. NCBI's taxonomy places the organism in Eukaryota, Fungi, Ascomycota, Sordariomycetes, Xylariales, Hypoxylaceae. Gene Ontology annotation, molecular function: protein binding. Gene Ontology annotation, biological process: regulation of cardiac muscle contraction; protein localization to T-tubule. Bases 325 to 966 code for a protein of 213 amino acids. Gene Ontology annotation, cellular component: T-tubule. The transcript is spliced from 3 exons. The record is from RefSeq and is a predicted model, not a curated record.
UUGGGAGGUAAAACGCCCAACUCAACGCUAUCAUGAAAAAGAUAUUGCUACUAGAAAUCCACCCAAGUCUUAAAUCUUUGACCAAUUUACGAUACAGAAUUCAAAAGCCUUUUUUUUUUUUGAAAAUGCUCAAGUUCUAAAUUUAUCUAAUUUGGCCCACAGAAGUAUCAGUGCUAAAGCAACUAAAAAUUUUCAUUUCGCUCUCCAAUUCCACCACUCAUAUCAAGAGCACGGACCAGGACAAAAUACCCGGACAUCGAUGCUGGUUUGGGGUUAAAAUAAAAUAUUCAGAAAAUUACAGAAGGGAAAAUCAAAAGAAGCGGAAUGGCACCUCAGUUAUCAGAAGAUGAGAUUGAUGACCUCAUCUAUUUAGCUCGUACUGGCGACGAUGCAGAGUUCACGGGGAUGGUUCAGGAGCUUGCUGACCGAGAGGGUGCUACACGGGCCGAGAUCAUAGCGGCGGCCAGGGAUGACGGCAAGGCGACCUGCUUGCAUAUGGCAGCAGCAAAUGGUCAUGCGAAAACUGUCACUUUGAUACUCUCACACUUCCCUGCUCCUUCUAAGCCGUCCAGAGAAGCAGCACCUCCGUCAUCUUCCGAUGAAGUGCCACCAUCUACAAGCACGGAAACGGAGGUACCUUAUAUCAAUUUACAGAACUCGUUUGGAAACACAGCCCUGCAUUGGGCUUGUUUAGGUGGUCACCUUGACGUUGUCAAACUUCUCCUAUCGCGAGGCGCUUCACCUACUGCGGCUAACGACAAGGACCAGAUUCCGCUGGACUUGGCAGCCUUCAAUAACCAUAUGCACGUUGUUGAUUACUUCCUAUCGCAGAGCAAAGAUCUUGAGGGUGAUAAUGCUAAGAAAGGUGGGCUAGAGAAGGGCACACAAGAUGUGCAGAUGGCGGAUGAUGAUGGUGCAGCAGGGGGUGGAAAAACAGGGGGUUCAACAGAUGAUCCUAGCAGGUAGCUAGGCUCUGGCUAGGACUGCGAAGUCUGAAUUACAUCAAAAGGUUCUAAUAACGUGAAAUUCGGCGCGGAGUUUCUUUAAGGGCAUAAGGUAAUGCCUGCCCGUCUUGAACUCGGGCAAUAGGUCUAAUCUGAGUACAGGCUGGAUUGUAGUACCCACGAUCAUAUCCCCCUCUUUCAUGGUGUUUUUCCUUAGCACCAAGUUCACACUAAUGUAGAAACAGGUGAGAGUAGGAAUAUGCAUAAAGACUCGACGGUAUUCUCAAUAGUCCGGCUUAGUAACCUAUCUUGUCGCUCUUGUCGCUCUUGUCGCUCUUGUCUUAAUAUCUUUUAAAAAGUAAGACGUUAAAGGAGUAUGAUUCGCCAAGAUGGUGGAUCGCCGUGUUCCUGUCAGACAGGCGAUAAGAUAAUGUAAAAAGCGCGAUUACCUAUCGUUUCUUACAGCUUACUAAUUUUAGAUACCGCUAAGGAAAAACAUUAACAGGCG